Molecule: messenger RNA, 2023 nt
Organism: Tremella mesenterica DSM 1558
Lineage: Eukaryota; Fungi; Basidiomycota; Tremellomycetes; Tremellales; Tremellaceae
Exons: 9
Coding region: 145-1974 (609 amino acids)
Biological process (GO): endocytosis; actin cortical patch assembly; actin cortical patch localization
Cellular component (GO): actin cortical patch
Molecular function (GO): Arp2/3 complex binding
Source: RefSeq, a predicted model, not a curated record
AAGGACAAGGAACGAGAGUUGCACGACCGACACGGUCAUGCUCAUGUACAUACUCAUGGACAUUCGAAUCAUACGCAUACGAGGAGAAGAAGAUCGAAACCUGGAGAUGUGGAAGAUUCUAAAGAACCUUUAGCUGGAGGUAGUAUGGACGUUCAUAUUCGAGUUCACACCGCCGACCGAUUCUGGCGUGAAAUCGAAGCGAUUUUAGUCGUGCCCGAUCCCCCCACCCUGAUCCAGCUAGACAACACUUUAAGAAUGUUUGUCACCUUCUGUGCGGCUUAUCAUGCCAAGUACCUCCCCACGACCCAGGACAUGCAGAAUGCUAUGUCUUUGCUGCUCGACUCGGAGUUGUUCACUUAUCACUACGAACGAAUGGUGGGGAUCAUGAUGGCGGAUGCUCAGGAAAAUACCAACCCUCACGAUCUGUAUAUCAUCUACCAUCUCAUCCUUUACUACGGCCAACGACAUCCAAGUUUAUUCAAGUCACAUCGCAAAUGGCGCAAGUUACUUCCAACUCUUGGAGAGGUUGUAGGACUGGAUCAUGAUGAGGCGAGUAACUUAUCCACAUAUCACUCUCAUACCUACGUGCUUGGACUGCCACCUAUCGAAUCACGCCUUCGUCUGCCGGCCACAAACCUCAUGUACGAAGUCUGUCGUGUGCAAAAGCUCGAUGCUCAGGAACUGGCUCAGUUUGACGAUACCUUCAUUGAUCAUCUUUUUGAUCUGGUGGAGGUGACUCGGGACCAGCAGGACGAGCGGCUGAACUAUGCAGUCAUCAAGCUCUUGAUCGCCCUCAAUGAACAAUUCAUGGUUGCCACCCUGCCCCCGAAGCCUCACAAGGCAACCUUGUCUGCUCCUCUCGUAUCCACGGCCACACUGCCUGAACCCGAAGACUAUUCUCGGCCCACUCAAUCCACGUCGGAGGAAGCGCCCACCUCGGGCCUGCUGGACACCGGUGCACAAGUGAGACAUCACCAUCGUGCUCAUUCAGCGGAACCGGGACCUUACACCCAUGAUCACUCGGAAGAGGCGAAGAAGGGGAACAGAGUGUUGGUGGUCUUGAUGAGAAGGUUGGGUAGUAGUAAGACGUUUGGGGAGAAUAUCAUUUUCAUUCUAAAUCGUGCAGAAAAUACCCCCGAGGGUCUAUCGAUGCAGCUAUUGAUCCUCAAAAUCUUGUAUCUCCUUUUCACUACUCCUGGGACCCAAGAGUACUUUUAUACGAACGAUCUGAGAGUCUUACUAGACGUGUUCAUUCGCGAGCUGGUGGAUUUGCCAGCAGAAUGCGAGGCUCUUCGACAUACAUACCUCCGAGUACUUUACCCCCUUCUCAACCAUACGCAACUUAGGAACGAUCCAUACAAGCGUGCUCAAAUCAAGCUCGUGUUGAAAAGCCUGAUAUCCAACGGCCAUAUACAAGAAGUGGGCAGUACGACUCUGCGCUUAGUCGAACGAUGUCUGGAAGAACCUAAACAUCUGGAGAGGAGUAUCAGUGCCAAAGAUCUUCGACAAGAUUCUACUUCUUCAACUUUCUCGUUGGAUUCCGUUACCGCUGCAUUACCCCAUCCACUCCCUUCCAAACCUUCCCUUCUCAACACUUCCGUCUACACUUCUCGUGAUCCCGUAAGACAAUCUUCUCUCGUAGACGUAUCGGAAUCAUUAGCCAACGGUCAAAGACCGAAUUCUGCUUUAUCUUCCCGUUCAGAUGUCUUGUCCGAUGCUACUUCUCCACCGAGAAGACGUAAACCUCCUGCUCCUCCACGAAAGAAAUUCUCAGUGGCAAGUAGCACCAGUACCGAUGGGGAAAGUCGGAUGGGAACGCCUAUGAUGUCACAUGGAAUGUUGACAAGUGAUCAAACGGGUGAAACGGAUAAGAGUGAAGGGGAAAAUGGGAGAGUGUAUGGGACUGUACCGAUUAUUCAAGUUCAUCCGGCUCAACCUUCUUGUCCAAUACCGGGUUGGAUCACAUUUGGGUGAGAGAGAUUGUUGUAUUUAUCGUUUGGUUUGGAUGCAUGCUUGAAGAGUG